AUGACCUCGAUUUUCUCAGUGAGCGCUGCCCCAGCAUGCCGAAGGCGCUCCAAGUCCACAUCGGCGGUGCGUCGUCGACCUUCGACCCACCACAACGAGACCUUGAACGCCGUACUGGCCACAACUGGAGUCCUCAUCGCCGACCAUAGGAUCAGAGACCCUCUCGAGUCAGCACUCGGCAGCACCACAUGUCCAGACAGAGUCCUCACGCUGGUCGGCAAUGAGGCUGCCCUCGACCCCCCGCUCUGGCUGUGUGGCCCUUGCCAGGCGCUUAUGCAAACCCCGCCACCGGCUUUCAACCUCCAGGGCCACCUGCUCGAGGAAUGGGGCUCCCUGCCGGCGGAGUACUGGAACCUGCAUCACAACAACCUCUUUCAGCUCAUAGAUUGCUGCUUCGGUCGUACUGAUGACACCGGUUGGAGCCGGACUUGCCAGCUCUGCCAGCUCAUCUGGCGAGGGCUCUGCCGGCAGCUUUCACCGCGCCGGCCGAAGAAGCACGAGGGAGCUGGCCACAGCUUUCCAGGAGGCGAGGGGCUGCAAGGCUGGCUCACCGCCGAACCGCACCUGGAUUGCCACCAGGGCCUCAGGGUGUCGCGCUUCGUCAAAGGAAAUGACUGUCGCCUGGCCUUCAACAUUCCCCUCCCACCACGGGACAUUUCGCUGUUUGGGAUCUGGUUGCCAUGGGAUAUGGCGCUGCUCGAGUCGUGGGUGUGGUUCAUGUUGCCAGUCGCGUAUAAACAAUACCCCUUGGGCGAACAGCGCCUGCUGUCUGACAGCACAAGUUCCGAACAGGCAUUCGACUACAUCCGGGAUCGGAUCCGAACAUGUCGUGAAACUCAUCCCCUGUGCAGAGCGGAACCCGCAACAGCAGAAGAUUAUCCCACGCGACUUAUUCGUGUCGGGGCAAACGGCAAAGCAGUCUACCUUGAGGACAGAGACAUAUAUGCUGGUGGCGAAGCUGACCGCCAGGCUCAGUCGGGGCAGCCGUCGCUACCAAGUUUGCCACCAUACAUAGCACUUAGUUAUCGAUGGGGCAGCGUGGACGACACGUUGCCAACGAAGCAACGAUUGAUGCUUACCGAGACGACAGGCGAGCGUCUAAGGUCUGGCCUGGCGAUCACGGACCUGCCCCAGGUCAUAAGGGAUGCUUGCACUACCGCCACAAGGCUCGGCUAUCAGCAUAUUUGGGUUGACCGGCUGUGCAUAUUCCAGGACUCAGCCAAUGAUUGGAACAGGGAAGCAGCACACAUGGCUCAGAUAUACAAGCAAGCAGCCUUGGUCCUGUCCGCGAGUUGCGCUGCAGACGAGGACGCGACGUUUUUUCGGCACCGGGGCUCAGGCGGAGGCGGAAUCCGGCCCCUGCUCCUGCGGUCAACCGCACUCCUGCCAGAGGAGCACAUUGAAAAGAGGGAGCUUCUGGCGAGCACGUGCGCAGCAUCAGAGCAGCGGUUUUAUAUCGUCAUCGAAAGCGAGCGGCCCCACGACGACGACCCAAGCCACGGCAAGCUGGGCCAUCUGGCCGCGCGAGGCUGGAUAUACCAGGAGCGUACCCUGGCACAGCGCAUCGUGCACUUCUCGGGCGAGGAGGUGCACUGGGAGUGCCGCCAGCUGGAAGACAAUGAGACGGGGACCUAUCGAGUCACCGAGAAAUGGCUCAAGCGGCCUCAAGUGUCGCGAGAUCCACGGGCCUAUGCCAUGAACUCGCAUCGUUCGUGGUGUCAGGUGGUGGAAAAUUACAGCCGCCGAGAGCUCACCUUCGAGCGAGACAGGCUGUUGGCCGUAGCAGGUCUGGCCAAGGAGACGCAGAGCGUGCUUCGGCGAGACGUAGCUGACGAGGCAUACUAUGCUGGCUUGUGGAAGUCCACCUUCAUCGCCGGCCUCUGCUGGCAGGAUAUGCACCGGGGGCUGCGCAAGUCCCGCACCUACGUGGCACCUUCGUGGUCCUGGGCGAGCUACGAGAUCCGUGCCACGUGGUCGUACACUGCAUCCGACGGCGCUGAUGCGUAUCGACUGGCAGAGCUCACAGAGGUCCGCUUAAAACACCUCGGCAGUGACCCAUUUGGUGCUGUGCAGGAUGGGUACAUGGUUCUCUACGGACACUUUAUCCCCGUCCAAAUCGGCGGAGGAUGGCUGAACGACAAGUUCUGGGGAGGCGAGCCGAAACUGGCGACGUGGGGGCCUAAGCAGGAACGGCUGGAUUUCCAGACAACAUACAACGGUUUGCUCGAGGUGGAAAGCCUGAGGGCAAGUGUUGAGGACGGAUACAUCUCAGUGGUGCUCCUGCCGCUCUGCAAGAAAGACACAGAUAAGGGCGAGUACACCUGCUGGUGUCUAUUGCUAGCGCCUCACGGAGCAAUUGAAUACGACAGGCGGCCGGGUGAAGCUCUCGACGCCCCAAUCGCGGCGACACCUCCGGACGGCAACGAAGUUCUCGAGUAUGACCGUAUAGGCUAUGUCGAGAUGCAGGUCGAGGACACUGCAGCCUGGUGGGCUUGGCUGGCUGAGAAUCCGAAGCGGGAUGUUGUCGUGAGGUAG
Microdochium trichocladiopsis is the source of this 2535-nucleotide messenger RNA. Its product is annotated as heterokaryon incompatibility protein-domain-containing protein. The transcript is spliced from 2 exons. The record is from RefSeq and is a predicted model, not a curated record. The coding region runs from base 1 to 2535 and encodes 844 amino acids. Lineage: Eukaryota; Fungi; Ascomycota; Sordariomycetes; Xylariales; Microdochiaceae.